GUCCUGGGGCAGGUCUAUGUCCAUAUCUUUAGAUCUUCCUUUCUGGGCUGAUCCUCCAGAAGAGUCUUCCAGUUUCUUGUCUGGAGGAUAUGUGUCUGGUGUCAGCAUUUUAGGAGCAGAAUUGAGAAAAAAGACUGAUGGUCUCGGCAUUCAGUGGGUACAACUCUCUUGACUCAGGUUUUGGUGGAGGACACCCACCCUCAGUGUGCCUGAUAUCCCCCUGUCCAGAGACACCCACUAUCGGUUUUAUACUCCUCAGAAUAUAAAUCACUUGUCCUCCACUGGAGUUGAGGAGAGCCUUACUAACUGCGGUGGAGUUGUGUAUAUAUGCAGAAGGAGGAUCUGGGAAUUCAACUGUUUCUUAAGAGUCUGCCAAUCCGUUCUUCUGUUUUUAGCUCAUCUUUCACCCUCCUUCCAUAGCUUUCUCCUGCUACCAAUUCCGAGCCUUUGCAGGGGGUUUUAAGUGCAAUUUAGGUUGUGUCUUAGCUUUCCUCCUUGCUAAACUAGGAAUAUCUUUUAAACCUUGGGUAAGAUACAGUUCUUAAACAAAACACAAAAAGACAUUGACUAUGAAAAACUAUUCUUCAAGUUGUUCAUCACCUUAAAAAAAAGUGCCAAGUCUACCAAAAGAUUAAUAUCAAGAACAUAAUAAAGAACUCCUACACCUCAAUACGAGGAGGACAAUAACUCAAUAAAACAAUUAACAAAAGACUUGAACUGAACGUGUGUUUCACAGAAGAGGAAACACAUGUGGGCACAGACAUGAAGAGAUGUUCAGCACCUGAAUAAUGAGGAAAAUGCAGGUCACAGCCGCAACGAGAGACCAUGUUUCACUCAUUCAAUUGGCAGAACUUAGGAAGUGUGACCGAUUCAAAUGUUUAGUCUGUGGGUCCAUGGCUUCUCUUACACAUAUUACAUGAGGCUGUAAACUGGAAUUAUUCUCCAGUGACUUAGGAGAAUAAUUGAGCAUUCCGCUCCCAGGAGUACACCCAAGAGAAAUUCUUUUAUGUAGUACAAAAGGAGACAUAGACAGGAAUAGUCAUAGCAGUACUGUCCACAAUAUCAAAGACCUGGAAACAGCCCAGAGGCCCAUCAACAGGACAGUAGAAUAUUAUACAGCAGAAAGAACAAAAGAACCAGUGUGACAUGCAGCAGUGUGAAUGGCUCUUAGCAAUAUAAUACUAAGUGAAAAAAGACAAAGUUAUACUAUAAUCCUCCAAAAGAUGAUGGAUCAACCUAUAAGAUUGAACUUGAAGGGAUAUCGGUAAUGGUUAUGAGAGAGAUCCUGGAUUACAUCUUCAGUGGGCAGAUCCGGCUAAACGAAGAUACAAUCCAAGAUGUUGUACAGGCAGCAGACCUGCUCCUGCUGACGGACCUUAAGACUCUGUGCUGUGAGUUUCUAGAAGGCUGUAUCGCUGCUGAGAACUGCAUCGGGAUCCGAGACUUUGCCCUGCAUUACUGCCUGCACCACGUCCAUUACCUCGCCACGGAGUACCUGGAGACUCAUUUCCGAGACGUCAGCAGCACAGAAGAGUUCCUAGAACUGAGUCCACAAAAGCUUAAAGAAGUGAUUUCUCUUGAGAAGUUAAAUGUUGGCAAUGAAAGAUACGUCUUUGAAGCAGUCAUUCGAUGGAUAGCACAUGACACAGAAAUAAGAAAGGCCCACAUGAAGGAUGUUGUGUCCGCGCUCUGGGUUUCAGGGUUAGACUCCAGCUACUUGCGGGAGCAGAUGCUGAACGAGCCCUUAGUACGAGAGAUUGUCAAGGAGUGCAGCAACAUUCCGCUCAGCCAGCCACAGCAAGGGGAGGCAAUGCUGGCAAACUUCAAACCGCGGGGUUACUCCGAGUGCAUCGUGACUGUGGGUGGAGAGGAAAGAGUCUCACGGAAACCGACAGCAGCGAUGCGAUGUAUGUGCCCUCUUUAUGACCCUAAUAGGCAGCUUUGGAUUGAACUGGCCCCUUUAAGCAUGCCAAGAAUUAACCACGGAGUGCUCUCAGCAGAAGGAUUUUUGUUUGUAUUUGGGGGCCAAGAUGAAAAUAAGCAGACCCUGAGCUCAGGAGAGAAGUAUGACCCAGAUGCAAAUACGUGGACUGCAUUGCCACCUAUGAACGAGGCAAGGCAUAACUUUGGAAUUGUGGAGAUAGACGGGAUGCUGUACAUUUUAGGAGGAGAGGAUGGUGAAAAAGAGCUCAUUUCCAUGGAGUGUUAUGAUAUCUAUUCUAAAACCUGGACAAAGCAACCUGAUUUGACCAUGGUUAGAAAGAUCGGCUGCUAUGCAGCUAUGAAAAAGAAAAUCUACGCCAUGGGCGGAGGAUCAUAUGGAAAACUUUUUGAAUCUGUGGAAUGUUAUGACCCGAGGACCCAGCAGUGGACUGCUAUCUGCCCCCUGAAGGAGAGAAGGUUUGGCGCUGUCGCCUGCGGAGUCGCCAUGGAGCUCUACGUGUUUGGGGGAGUGCGAAGUCGCGAGGACAUCCAGGGUGGUGAGAUGGUGACCUGCAAGUCAGAAUUCUACCAUGAUGAGUUUAAAAGGUGGAUCUAUCUUAAUGACCAGAAUUUAUGCAUCCCUGCCAGUUCUUCUUUUGUGUAUGGAGCUGUACCCAUAGGAGCCAGUAUUUACGUAAUCGGAGAUCUUGAUACAGGUACCAAUUACGACUAUGUGCGUGAGUUUAAGAGAAGCACGGGAACCUGGCACCACACUAAACCACUCCUCCCCUCCGACCUUCGCCGCACCGGAUGUGCAGCCUUACGUAUUGCAAAUUGCAAGCUUUUCCGCCUGCAGCUUCAGCAAGGCCUGUUCCGUAUCCGUGUUCAUUCACCUUGAAGAGGAGGCGGAGUGGAAGCAGAGCUCCUGACCAAGUGCACCACAACACGGCUUUCUGUGAGGGGGCAGAGUUGGCAGCUGGAACUUGCUCUGCGUGCCGGGCUUUGUAUGGUAACUCCGGUGGUUUUAUAAUGCUUAGAGGCUAGAGCUGCAGCUCUUGUUUGGGAGAACACGUAACUGUUGAAAAACUACCUGGGAGGAAUCAGUUCCUCCAGUUAGAUGCAAACAAACAGAGGCUAGUAAAUGUCAAAAGGAACAGGGAAGUGGGCAUUGGUAUAAUGUAACAUACUGACGUUAAAAUACUAAGGUGCAUUCUCCCUAAAGGGACCUCGUAUCUGACUGACUGCUGUGUGCGAGUCCCUGGCUUUGGUAAACAAACAAACAAACAUCCGUAUAUGCAAAUCAACAUAUCCUAACAUACCAAGAUCGCUUUCUCCUGCACUCGGGACGAAACAUUAUGCCUGACCCUGCCCAACCAAGUAAGGUUUGUGCCUCAAACGUUAGAUUGGACUGUAUGCCAGCUCGUGUCCAUAUACUACUAGUACUCUGUCCUGAGAAUCUUUUUAAACUAUAUUAUGAUGAAUUGAAACUAAGAUAAAAUUUCUCUGAUGACAUUCUAUCUUAGUAAUCUAAAGAUUUAAUCAAUUAAUGAGUCAGGUUGCAGCCCUCCUGUGAAUUUAAAGGGAGUCGCUAACUUCUGUGUUAAUUAGAUCAAGAUAUGUCAUGCCAUCAUUUCUGGGGUAGUACUCUUGGAGUUGUGAAGGAUCUCAUGCAGUGACAUUCUUCUUUUCAAUUAAUCAAAACCAUUUUAUAAACAUGAGGAUAUAGUAAGUAGGAGAUUUUAAAAAGAACGACCUGAGUCAGACGGAAAAAAGGUCUGCCGUGACUAAAAAAAACUGUCCAGACAAAAUAUAUAGGGAUCAAAAACUUUUAAAAAGAAUCUGUCUGAAAGCACACAAAGUCUUGUUUACUACUGUUUAGGAUGAAAACUUGUCUUAGAAUGCGGAUCUUUGUUAAGAAUCUAGUCUUUGUAGUAGAAUUUUCUCAAUGCCGUUCACUAGUCAGAGUUCUAGACAAAUUACGUUACAGUAAAGUUUGGCUGGUAGAAAAAACUACCUCAACUUAAUUGCAUUCUGUUCACUGCAGAGCAAAUCCCUGCUUUCCUCCUCCCGUCCCCUCCCGGCCCACUCUCCCGCUUCCCAUUGGGGGGAAGUCGGUCAUUAGUAGCACUUACCUUAUAAGGUAUUUUGUUUUCCAUUCAAAUUAUACCACCUUAGUGUGAAAUCAGGGACUUCAAAGUGCUUGAUUAUGUCAUAAUUUGAAUUUUAUGCAAUAUCAGAUUUCUAGUCAAUUUAAUAUAGAAGUCUUCAUUUUUAAUUGUUUUCUACAGCUUUUGUUUUUCUGUUAGAAUAUGGCUCUAAGAAGCAGCAUUUUGUCUUAAUGGUUAAUGUAUAAAUGUAUCCUUUGGGUGUAAAUUUAAGAACAGGAAUUUCUUCUAGAAACUUCCUGUGUGAAAUGUUUGUUUGCUAUUAACUUGCAUAUGAGACAUCGAUUAUGUUUUCCCACCACCAACAGAAAAAAGGGUGAACAGUUCUUUUCUUACAGCUGUUGGUAGUCAACACAAUGCUAUGAAAGUUGCUGAAGGAGCCUUGCCUGUGGGGCUCUAAAGAGCGUUAUUGGUGGCACGCUACCUCUGUCCUGGCAGAAGGUUCUGGAAGCAGAAGGUGUGAGGGUUUCUCUUCUCUGUCAGAGGCACUGGGCCAGACUUGCCACACAUUUGUGUAACACAAUCAAAUUCAAUAAGUCAAUCAGAGCCAGCCUCGUCUCUUUGCACCGUGUGCCAGUCAGCUGUUGUCUGCAUGCUUUCCCAACGAUACUUGGAUAUUUUUUGAUUGAAGCAGGCUGUGUGGCCACUGCAAAGAAAGAAAACUUUCUUUUUACGGUUAGAUUUAGGGGAAACAAGUUGCUGAAAAGAUGAAUUUUCUUUGGUAAAAUACUUAGUACAGAGCAGAGCCGUGGCAUUCAGAAGCUGCGGUUGCGGUACAUUGAAGGAGUAACUGAUGUCUUCUUAAAGCCAUGGCAGUCAGCAGACGCUCUUCUUUUUCUUUUAAUUUCUGAAGUUUGAAAUUCUUCCCAUCUAUGCCAGACCUUUCCAAGGAGACACGCUGUUGUUCCGGAGUGAACGGGCCCCUCUUGCAGUAUUGUCAGUGCCUGCGGGACUUGCUGAAUUCAUUUUAUAGAAGUAGUUCUUUUUUCCUUUUCAUUCAGUUCAUUGACACUGUAGCUACAGAAAUUAGGGAAUAUUUUAAAAAAUAAAUUAGCCGCAUAAUAUGGGAUGCAGUAACCAACACAAGCUGCUAAGUGCCAAACUGUUAUUUUACUAAUAUAUAUAUUUAAAAAUAUUAUGUUGAAGUGUAGGGAUGUACUCAAUUUUAUUAUAUCCCAAAAGUAAUCAUGACUUUUUGUAAAUUACAGGUAUUUCAGUAUUGUGAAAUAAAUUUUAACUCUUUUCAUGCA
Molecule: messenger RNA, 5338 nt
Organism: Equus caballus (horse)
Lineage: Eukaryota; Metazoa; Chordata; Mammalia; Perissodactyla; Equidae
Gene: GAN
Product: gigaxonin
Biological process (GO): cytoskeleton organization
Molecular function (GO): protein binding
Source: RefSeq, a predicted model, not a curated record